Molecule: messenger RNA, 2540 nt
Organism: Sabethes cyaneus
Lineage: Eukaryota; Metazoa; Arthropoda; Insecta; Diptera; Culicidae
Gene: Elovl7
Product: elongation of very long chain fatty acids protein 7
Exons: 8
Coding region: 459-1463 (334 amino acids)
Biological process (GO): fatty acid elongation, monounsaturated fatty acid; fatty acid elongation, saturated fatty acid; very long-chain fatty acid biosynthetic process
Cellular component (GO): endoplasmic reticulum membrane
Molecular function (GO): fatty acid elongase activity
Source: RefSeq, a predicted model, not a curated record
GGCUCAGUCAAGUGCAUUCAGAGGAAGCGCGCUGCCUGGUCGUGCAUUGUCUAUCUAUCCGAUGCAUGUGGUGUUUGUUGUUACAACAGAAGAAACUAAACAGGAUAAGCUGAUAGGAUACCACCUGUUGCUGGACCAAUUCGUCCCGAAGGAGUAGCAGAAAAUAGUGUUUAAGUGUCCGGUCGAGCGAAAACUGAAAGUUGCUUAAAGAACAGCAUCCGUGGCAGUGUUGAUUUCGAGCUUUUGGUGGAAUGUUCUAAGAAAUUUAAAUAAGUUUGAAAACAGACAAGUGUGAAGAAAAAUUUUGAACUUUGAAUUUACGGACAGAACCAAGAUCGAGAAGUGGAAAGUGUUGACGUUUUCUAGCGAAGUGUACAGUGCGUGCUUGUGUGUGUUUGGAAGUUUUGCAUCAAACUACUAACCGUUAACGUGGCCGUCUACUAAGGAGUAUACAGAAGAUGGAACUUAUUCUUAAGGUGUACGGAGGAUGGCGGUACCUAAUGGACGAUCUGUCAGAUCCCCGGACAAAAGAAUGGCCACUUAUGAGCUCGCCAUUUCCCACCAUUGCCAUCAGUCUAUCCUAUGCUUAUUUUGUAAAGGUCCUUGGUCCUCGGUUGAUGGAAAACAGAAAACCAUUCCAGCUACGUCAAGUUCUAAUCGUAUACAAUGCCAUCCAGGUUGCAUUCAGCACGUGGCUUUUCUAUGAGGCUUGUAUGGCGGGCUGGAUGACUCACUACAGCUUUCGUUGCCAACCGGUGGACUAUUCCCGAUCGCCGCAAGCCAUGCGGAUGGCCUCCGGCUGUUGGUGGUACUUCUUCUCUAAAUUUACCGAGUUCUUCGACACGCUAUUCUUCGUGAUGCGAAAACGCUACGAUCAGGUCUCUACGCUACACGUUAUUCAUCACGGCAUCAUGCCGGUAUCGGUAUGGUGGGGAGUCAAGUUUAUCCCAGGCGGCCACAGUUCGUUCUUCGGCUUGUUGAACACGUUCGUGCACAUUAUCAUGUACUCCUACUACAUGUUGGCUGCAAUGGGCCCCAAGGUUCAGAAGUACCUUUGGUGGAAGAAGUACCUGACCCUGCUGCAGAUGGUUCAAUUCGUCCUUGUGAUGGUACACGCCUUCCAACUGUUGAUCUGGAACGACUGCAAAUAUCCGGCCGCCUUUGCCUACUUCAUUGGAGCGCAUGCCGUCAUGUUCUACUUCCUGUUCUCCAACUUCUACAAACGAGCGUACACGUCGCGACAGCAGGCAAAGAAGGACAAGGAAGACAAACUUCUACUGGCGAACGGAAAUCUGGAAUCGGAACCGAACAAAAACCUGGAAGCGCAUCCAACACAAACAUCUGGCUAUCAGACGACAUCGCCGAAUGGAAAAACCAGCUUCUACCAGGCCGUGGGCAAAACCGUCGAGGAUAGCUACUCGACUACGAGGCAUCGGGUCUACAUUGGCUCUGUGAACAACUGAACACAUCCCCGUUAGUUCGUUGUUCCCCCCCAACCGGCAUCCGUUCCGAAGCGAUGCUGCUGUGAUUAGAGAACGACUUUGCGCAAAACCAAAAUGACCACCACCACUGGGAUCCCUUUCAACGGAAGCAGCGUUUGUAACAGAGUAAACAUAGGGAAGACAGGUCCUUCGUACCGGCGGUAAUUAACUCGAAUAGGAAAUUCCCGUACAUAUUUUGAGAGAAACAGAGAGAAAGAUAGAAAGAGAGAGAGAGAGGGGAAGUAUGUCUUGGCGCGAGAUCAAGUGAUAGCUUUUCGUCGUAGAUGACAUACUAACAGCCCCUUUUUCGGUUAUUCUAAUGCGUGCGAGCAACUGCAAAGAAGCGGGCAAUCGAACGGUUUUUUAUGGUGUAUACGAUAAAUGAAAAAAAAAAUAGUUUAAGAAUUUUGUUUAGUAGAACAAAAAUUUCGCAUCAACAGGAUUGAAGGUAUAAAUGGAGACACACAGAAGCUGUUAUAAAUUUGUGAUAAUUUGGAAUCCAUCUAGAAAGGCCGAAAAUUUGCCGAGCGAAUAACUGCCGAAUAGUACAAUUUUGGAAAUGCCAUUCGGUUGCCCUGUUACUGGAGAGACACUCGCGCAGAAAAUAAGCAAUCUGCUUUCCACAUUUUAUUUCCCAUAGACAAUAAGUUAGACAUUAGCCCUUCCUGUAGCAUAUAGUAAUUUAAAUGGCUAGUUAAGUAAACAGAAAAAAGAGAACUGUAAAUAGCUUCUAGGUGUGACAGUUUUAGCUGUUUGUCUGAUGAAAACAAAUUCGAUAGUUUCCAGAAAUUAUACUGAAUAACGUAAGAGAGAUAAUAAAAUCUUGCGACCUGUUAGUAAGUAAAACAUUUAAUGUUACUUUACUCAUUGGAUGCGAGUAUUGUCUAGGUCAAGCAAAAAAUAUAUAGGCGAAAAAACAACGCGUGUAACGUGCAGGCAUAUAGAAUUUGAAUAAUUUGUUUUUAUUGCUGUGAAAAAAUCUGUUCAAGGAACGAAAGAAUGUUACAACGUGAAUGAUUUUGUCCUGUAUGAAUGACUAAUGUGCAAUAAAAUGGAAAA